GGUCUGACGUGUGCCCCGUUUUGCACUGCACAGUGUAGUUUCACUAUUAAUGGAAAACGCUACAUUUAUUUCUUCAGGCAUAAAGCAAACAGGCACAAAAAAUCUAGUUAAUAUUAUGAAUUGAAUUUGUGGACUUAAACUACAUCUACCAAAACGUAGGGCAUCAGAAUUGUUGCUACAUAACUUGAUGGCGCUGUUUAAAAUGCGCUGACGCCAAAUGUUUUUAGGCGGAGCCAUUGAAACGAACGCCAUUUUGGCUCCCGGGUAGAACUAGUUAGUACUUGAAAAGCAGAGCCAAAAUGGCAUAAAACAGUCACAACAUUAGAAAGUUCAAGCAACCUCGGCGACUGUCUACCAGAGUAACAUCACAGUAGCUGCCUAACUAAAGUUGCUAGCUAAGCUUAGCUAGUUGGCUAACUGGGCAGUCGAGCUAGCUAUAAUCAGCUGACAAGGAAGUAAGGAAGAGUACUGUUUCCAGCGUUAGUUAGAGGGUAGACGGCGGCUGAUUUUACCCACUUGGAUUUGCUCUGUCUCCCUGUUCCCAACGCACUUCUAACAAUUUUAUUCCUUACCUGAAACACCCAGAGCUACAAAUGGCUACAAGGAUCAGCACGCAGCGGGGCCAGGUGUACAUCGGUGAGCUUCCCCAAGACUUCCUGCGCAUCAUGCCCACGCAGCAGCAGCAGCAGGUGCAGCUGGACGCUCAGACUGCGCAGCAGCUGCAGUACGGAGGCAGCAUGGGCACGGUGGGCCGGCUCAGCAUCACUGUAGUGCAGGCCAAACUGGCAAAGAACUACGGCAUGACCCGCAUGGACCCGUACUGCCGUGUGCGCCUGGGCUACGCCGUCUACGAAACGCCCACGGCCCACAACGGCGCCAAAAACCCUCGCUGGAACAAGGUGAUCCAGUGCACUGUCCCGCCUGGCGUGGAUUCCUUCUACCUGGAGAUCUUCGACGAGAGGGCGUUCUCCAUGGACGACCGCAUCGCGUGGACGCACAUCACCAUCCCCGAAGGCCUGAAGGAGGGCAGUGUUGUGGAUGAGUGGUACAGCCUGAGCGGGAGGCAGGGGGACGACAAGGAGGGCAUGAUAAACCUGAUCAUGUCCUUUACUUCUAUGCCAGCUGGCAUGCUGAUGCAGCCCCAGCCAGUGGUCCUCAUGCCCACAGUGUACCAGCAAGGGGUUGGAUAUGUGCCUAUUGCAGGUGUGCCCUCCGUGUAUAACCAGGGCAUGGUUCCCAUGGCAAUGCCUGCCGCUCCAGCCCCUGCAACGCGUGGCGCCCUCUGCAGCGAGGAGGACCUCAAGGCGCUCCAAGACAUGUUCCCCAACCUCGACAGAGAGGUGAUACGCACAGUGAUGGAGGCGCAGCAGGGGAACAAGGACGCUGCAAUCAACUCUCUUCUUCAGAUGACCGAGGAGCUGUAACAGACCCAUUCGAAACGCCCUGUAAAUAUCUAUAUUGUAUAUGUGUAAGCUGUAUCUGCAUCAGUGAGUGUUUGACAUAUAUCUAUAUAAAUUCCAUUCUAAAUGUUUAAAGGAUUAUAAUUUAUUUGAAAACAAUAAAUGAGAUUUUGUAAUACAGGGUUCUAAUAGAAGCAUUUAUCAGAGAUGGAAUUUAAUAGGACAGCGUGGUGUGAACAAAAUAGAAAUAUGGAAAAAUAAUUAUAUAGAUUUUAGCCAUUGACAUGUGGAUGUACAAACCACGUAGCUCAUGUUGCCAUUAAAUUGCGCUUACUAUUGUAAUGUUUUUCAGUUGUGAUCUUUUUUUAAUUUUUUUUUUUUUUUUACAAAUGGUAUUUUGGCUGAUUCCAACCAAAAUGUGUAAUGCUGCCUCAAAGUUCUGUGAUAUGACAGGACUCACAAGUACACAGACAGACAGGGAAGUUCAGACAUGCGCACUUGUUGACAUGCAGUAUGAGGAUAUUGCCGUCUGCCAAAGGUGAUGAAGAAAAUAUCUUUAUUUUAAAUGUUUUGGUUCAUCCAUAAUGGUAUAGGUAAAAACACCAUUCUUUAUUAUUUUUUGUUUUAUCAUGUUGAUGUUACUGGUUUUUGCCUUUUUGAUUUAUUUUUCAAAUGUAUAGAGUGCAAUUUAUAAUGUAUGCACCAGUGUUAUUGCUGUAGUCAAGCAUGGGAAGUCAUUGGUAAAGAUUUUGCUUUGGCACUAUGUCAUUUGGCUAACCUGAUUUUGGAAACCGAAAAGGCAGUGGCUGAACUCCAGCGCUAUUGUAUGAUUUUCAUAUAAUUGUCUUGCCACUGUUUACUGUGUGAUUGAAACCAAAGAAUGUUGUCUGUCUGUUGCUACCCCGCUAAAUUCAGUUCCUCUUACGAAAGAUGAUUGCGUACAUUUAUUUUAUUUUAUUUUUUAUUUUGGAUGUCUUCUGUGGGCAAAAAAGAUGUGUGAGGUGUUUGUGUGUGCAUGUGCAGUAAAGGUGAAAGAGGACGGAGCAUGUGAUUUAGCUUAAACACUUCCCUAUCCUUCACAAGCCAUUGCUUUGCAGCCUUUCUACUGUGGGUCUACCAUGGCUAUUACUGUCAAUAAAAAAACAGCUAUUUAAUCCAACAUUUAAGUCACAAGAAAAA
This is a messenger RNA of Anguilla rostrata (American eel), 2579 nucleotides long. It is a transcript of the gene tollip, whose product is annotated as toll interacting protein. Gene Ontology annotation, molecular function: ubiquitin binding; ubiquitin conjugating enzyme binding. The transcript is spliced from 6 exons. NCBI's taxonomy places the organism in Eukaryota, Metazoa, Chordata, Actinopteri, Anguilliformes, Anguillidae. The record is from RefSeq and is a predicted model, not a curated record. Bases 594 to 1424 code for a protein of 276 amino acids. Gene Ontology annotation, biological process: ubiquitin-dependent protein catabolic process. Gene Ontology annotation, cellular component: cytoplasm.